AAAUGGUGAAAUAUCUCGUUGAACAUGGCGCUGAUGUAAAUGUCAAGAAGAAUGUAGGGAUGACAGUGCUGUUCUAUGCUGUUACAAAUGGUAGGCUAGAAAUUGUAAAAUAUCUUGUUCAACACAGCAAAAUGAAUGGCAAAAUGAAUAACUGGCAGACAGUGCUGCACUAUGCUGUUACUAGUGGUAAGUUAGAACUUGUAAAAUUUUUUGUUGAAAACGGCGCUGAUGUAAAUGGAAAAAAGAAUACAGGGACGACAGUGCUGCACGCUGCCGUUACAAAUGGUACGCUAGAAAUUGUAAAAUAUCUUGUUGAACAUGGCGCCGAUGUGAAUGGCAAAAAAAAUAAUACAGGGACGACAGUGCUUCACACUGCUGUUUCUAAUGGUAGGCUAGAAAUUGUAAAAUGUCUUCUUGAGAAUGGCGCUAAUAUUAAAAGCAAGAGGAAUGAUGGGAGGACAGUGCUGCACGCUGCAGUUACUGAAGGAACUGUAGAAAUAGUAAAAUAUCUUGUCCAAAGUGGAGCUGAUGUAAAUGGCAAAAAUGAAAAGGGGGUGACAUCGCUGGAAACUGCUGUCGAUGCUGGUGCAUUAGAAAUGGUAAAGUAUUUAGUUGAACAGGGCGGUGACGUAACCCUUAAAAAUAAAAUCGGCAUUCAUACUCUUGGCUUUGACGUCCUAAAGAUGGCUGUUGCAAAAAAAUCAAUUGCUUUGAUUAAUCUUCUUUUGGAAAAGAACAUCGCUGUGUGGAGAGCUGAAACAUUUCUUGUUGAAGGAAGGCAAAUGAGUCUUCUUGAAUAUAGUAUUCACCUUGGUCAUGAUGAAAUUACAACUAUCCUCAAAAGGUCCGUAAAACAUCAUGGGAAGAUUCAGAUGUUAAAAACAAUGAAUUUGAACGAGUUAGACAAGACUGAAACACCGAUGCAGGCUUUUGUCGCAAAGAAUCAAUUCAAAAUUGGCGAUGGUGGUUUUUCUUGUGUCUAUGUUGGUCUCAUGAAGGAUGGAAGUGAAGUUGCUGUUAAGAGAAUUUUGGUACAAAGUGAGGAUGAAACAGUUGAAAACGAAAAGGAAAUCAUGAGUCUCAUUGAAACAAAAAACUCUCCAUUCAUAGUGAGCUAUCGACAUUUUCACCGUGACGAUACCUUCAUGUACCUUAUUGUUGAUCUUUGCGAAGAAACCUUGAGGGAACUUGUUCAAGCAUGCAGUAUUGAACAUCUACAAGAGCAUGGUCCACGAAUGAUUAGGGAAAUUCUAUCAGGACUUAAAUUUCUUCAUGGUAAAGGAAUAUUGCACAGAGAUCUAAAACCAUCAAACGUCCUGGUUGAUAUCGAAGGUCGCAUGAAAUUAGCAGACUUUGGAAUAAGCCGCGUUCUAAAUGACGAUGACACGACAGUUGAAACAUUCGCUAAAGGUACUCCUGGAUGGAUGCCACCGGAAGUAAUUGAAGCAAUAGACAAGGACGAAAAAGCUCGUUUCAAAAAGAAAUCAGAUGUCCAAGUCGCGGGUAUGAUUGCUUUCUUCAUCUUAACUAAAGGUGAACAUCCUUUCGGAUCAAAGUUAAAACGAAUGCAAUAUAUUUUGGAGGGAAACUCUGUCAAUUUGAAGAAACUUGGAGAUAGUCAAGCUCAAAAGUUUGUGUCGUGGCUGAUUAAUUACAAGAUUGAUGAUAGACCUUAUGCCCACGAAGCACUAGAGGAUUCUUUCCUCAAUGGAGAGUAAUACAAUCAAAAUACAGAAUUUGGACAACCUCGUGCAAUAGAAAAUUAGUGGUCUGAUAAACCACCACAUCCGGUGUGUAUAAACCCAUUUGAACAGACGGUUAAUGGGUCAAGACAAAUUUUAUACGAUUUAAGUUUGUCAUAAGACACAAAACAUUCGUUGCCAACUUCUUCCAGGCAGUUGUUCAUGAAUAAAGUCUUUGUAGCUGUUUUUAAUCGGUUUUGAUGCAGCGUAACGUAGGUUGACGAGGUUGACUGAGUGCCCGGCACUGGUGUCCAAAGUUAAAACUGGUUCAUAAAACAUGCAGAGAACAGUGCCCUUGUUGUGUUCUACUUCUCAAGGUAGUGCCCAAUUUCCAUUGGGAGCAUCAUGUUCAACUUAGGCGCCAGAAAAAGUGAGGGGCGCACCAGUGCCGGGCACUCAGUCUGAACGCGAAUGCUUAUGAUCGUCAACUGAGUUUGUACCUAAAACUUCACCUAUUUUUUUAUCAUUUGUAUAUAUAGCAGUAUAGAAACUAUUGACGUAUAAAUUCACGUCGGACGGACUGAAAUAUUGUCUUAGAGUAGUUUAACCUCUUGACCGCACUGGAAACGACAGAUAGUAUCUUCUGUGGAAUUGCACGUGUAAAAAUUUGCAAGUAUAAAACAAACAUUGUAGUUUUUUUGUCGAA
This is a messenger RNA of Dendronephthya gigantea, 2388 nucleotides long. RefSeq names its product 2-5A-dependent ribonuclease-like. Gene Ontology annotation, biological process: protein phosphorylation. Bases 3 to 1718 code for a protein of 571 amino acids. The transcript is spliced from 2 exons. Gene Ontology annotation, molecular function: protein kinase activity; protein binding; ATP binding. The record is from RefSeq and is a predicted model, not a curated record. NCBI's taxonomy places the organism in Eukaryota, Metazoa, Cnidaria, Anthozoa, Malacalcyonacea, Nephtheidae.